UAGUGUUACAAAACAAGUUCGUCUCGGUUGCUAGCACCGUCUACAGCUCGGCCGAGCUAAUGACGUGACGUCACACGCAGAAUCUUCACAACUCAUCCGAAAUGGCGACGGCAAUAUAUUUGGAACAUUAUCUAGAUAGUAUUGAAAACCUCCCAUGUGAACUCCAGAGAAACUUCACGCUGAUGCGAGACCUGGACAACAGGACUGAAGAAAAAAAGGUGGAGAUCGACAAGCUGGCCGAGGAGUACAUAGCCAAGGUGAAGAACCUGGCGUCGGAGCAGCGGGUGGAGCACCUGCAGAAGAUCCAGAGCGCCUACAGCAAGUGCAAAGAGUUCAGUGACGACAAAGUGCAACUGGCCAUGCAGACUUACGAGAUGGUGGACAAACACAUACGGCGGCUGGACGCCGACCUGGCGCGCUUUGAGAACGAGCUGAAGGAGAAACUGGAAGUGAGCGGCUACGAAAGUGCAGAAGGACGAGCGCCGAAAAAAACGGAGUCCCGCGGCCUCCGAGAGAAGCGUGGGUCUCGGGGACGAGGAAGGAAAGGCUCUGAUGAGGAUUCGCCUAAAAAGAAAAAGAUCAAAAACAGCCCGGAGUUGAGCGACGCCCUCCUGCCCAUGCAGCCGUCGGACGUGCUGGACAUGCCGGUGGACCCCAACGAGCCCACCUACUGCCUGUGUCACCAGGUGUCGUACGGGGAGAUGAUCGGCUGCGACAACCCCGACUGUCCUAUCGAGUGGUUUCACUUCGCCUGCGUCGACCUCGCCACAAAGCCCAAAGGAAAAUGGUUCUGUCCACGAUGCACUCAAGACAAGAAGAAAAAAUAAGAAGAACUAUGUCUAAUUAUAUUGCGCUAGUAGAAUAGUGUGAUUAAAUACAGAAAUAUAUAUUUUAGCUCCUCUCCAUAUAAGCUUUCUUAAAAAGGCCUAAUGUGUAUUUUAGGGGUGUAACGGUACAGCGAAAAUCAUGGUUCGGUACGCAACCUGGUUUUGAGGUUGUGGUUCAGUUCACAUUGGGUACAAAAGGCAACAUGUGCCAUUACACCCCUAAUAGUUCCACUCGAGCACCAUCACACUGAGAAGCUUUCAAAUGUACUCCAUUUGUGCACACUGGGUUUGUUUUGUAACACAAGCCCUGUAUCAGCCAGCAUUUUCCAGUCGUCGGGGGUAGUAUCAAGGCUGGAGCAAAAAGCUAAUGUUGCAAUGCUGGAACAGACCCCGAUGCACACUUAUCAUCUUGGCGUGGUGUGUUGAAAGUCAUUGCGGCAGUACCUCAUUUUUGCCGGACUGUGUAAAAGGCAAAGGUUGUUGGAUUUUCUAAAUCGGCAAUUUUGCGGGAUUUAUGCUCCCAUCGCUCCUCCAAUUAUUGGACAGUGUACAUCGCUCGUAACAUAUUUUAGGAUACUUGAAAAUUCAAUUUAUGAGAGUUAUUUUUAUAAAUGCCUGCUGAGAAAUAAAGCUUUUUUUUUUUAAUGUCCUCACUGAGAUUGGUGGCGGUGAACCAAGAGUGUCAGAUAUUUCGUGUACCUACUACCUCCAGCACUGAUGUUUAAUCAAGAUCGAUCUGCUCAAACCAAACCCAUAAAACAUGACGUUCGUCGUCAGAUUAUAUAUAUAUUUUUGUUUACAAAAAUGAAUAAAAACGUGACCUUGUUGAAUGUAUUGUGGUACUAGUGGUCGGUGAUAUUAAAAGCACUUUUAACAAAUGUUCUCCAUUUUAGAGCUUUGACACUGCAAAGUUUGUUACUAAAUCUAAUUUCAAACCUCAGACUAUUUGAAAAGAAAAUAUCAGUUAUUAGUUCAUCUAAUUUUUGUGGGGGUUUUGUCCGCUAACAAACCAUUUAAUCAUCUUUAAGUGUCCUAUCGCAUGGUUGACUGUGAACAUAAGUCAUGUACGCCACAGAUAAAGAGCCAAAGGCAAUGUAUUUUGUAUAUUCAGUAUUUUAUAUAUCAAAUAAAUAUUCUCUAUUAUUCA
Phyllopteryx taeniolatus (common seadragon) is the source of this 1974-nucleotide messenger RNA. RefSeq names its product inhibitor of growth family, member 5a (gene ing5a). The coding region runs from base 102 to 827 and encodes 241 amino acids. Gene Ontology annotation, cellular component: nucleus. Gene Ontology annotation, biological process: positive regulation of DNA-templated transcription; positive regulation of apoptotic signaling pathway. Gene Ontology annotation, molecular function: chromatin binding. The transcript is spliced from 8 exons. The record is from RefSeq and is a predicted model, not a curated record. Lineage: Eukaryota; Metazoa; Chordata; Actinopteri; Syngnathiformes; Syngnathidae.